AUGGACGGCGAGGUGCGCACGCGACGGUACGCGGACGUAAAUAUCGUGACAUUUGCGACGCAUCUGCUGCCACGAAACCGUCGCCAACGCACUUUCGAAAUACUCACUACUUUAGGUCUAACGAGACAGACAAUCGAUCGAGCCGACGAGUCCUCAUCGCUGCUGCUCUCUAGACAGUCAGACAGAGAUGGCGAGCGCUGUGGCGGCCAUGAUUUCGGAGCCUUCUCAGAGUUGGGCGAGGGUAAAACCAGCGGUGGUGGCAACCAUGUACCCUGGCCGCGCCACCACGACACCAGUGCCGGCGCAACACCCACUACCAUUGCCAGCCCCAACCGUACCAUAAUGCCGAGUGACAGUACCAGACAACACACGGAACAAUAA
Spodoptera exigua (beet armyworm) is the source of this 381-nucleotide messenger RNA. Lineage: Eukaryota; Metazoa; Arthropoda; Insecta; Lepidoptera; Noctuidae. The record is from the annotation of a GenBank genome assembly.